AUAAAUAAAAAACACAGACAGAGGCUGGACUACAACAUUCGUCAUUUUAAUCCAAAUAAAAGGACUAAAAGGGAUGCCACACGUUAAAUCCACGUGAUGUGAGAGAAGCGCAGGAAAGCUGUAACCGCUCUUGCGCUCCUCGGUGACUCGCUGUGCGUUUUGGAGACAGGUACGGCUGCAUUUUACGCAUACAGAACACACUUCAGCAGCACACACACACACACACACACGGAAAAGCCAUGCUUACCGACACAUAACACACAUUAUCUAGCACACCUUAGUCCGUCUUUAGGACGCGCAUUAGACGUGGAUCAUCUUUCCCACUACUACAGCAUAUAGUGUCUCCUCAUUCUGGAGUUGCUCAGAAGAAAAAAAAAGCUGCAGUGUUUUCUUUUUCACUUAAUGUUGAGGACUUAAUCAGACCUAUGUUCCUUCAAGUGGAUUAAACUACGCGAGGGAGCAUGGUUUUAUCCAGAAACGAAACGCUGUGGUCUGAGGAUCAGCCGGACGCGAACCGCACGGAACUCGAGCCUCUCAGUCCGGAGGUGGUGAUCGUCCCGGUUAUAUUUGGAUGCAUUUUUUUCUUAGGGAUUGUCGGGAACACUUUGGUGAUGGUGGUAAUCGGGAGGAUCAAGUCGAAGCGCUCGAGAAGCACCACCAAUAUUUUCAUCCUCAACCUCAGCAUAGCGGACCUUUCUUUCCUUCUCUUCUGUGUGCCCUUCCAAGCCACAAUUUACUCGCUACCCGAGUGGGUUUUCGGCGCCUUCCUGUGCAAGUUCGUGCACUACAUCUUCACCCUGAGCAUGCUAGUGAGCAUCUUCACGCUCGUCGCCAUGUCUGUGGACAGGUACGUGGCCGUGGUGCUCUCCAAGAAGUCUCCGUGCAUUAGGAACCGCAGGAACACACUCGCCGGGGUGUGUGUGAUCUGGGCGAUGUCGUUCGUCUUCGCCGUGCCCAUGGCACAGCAUCAGAUUCUGACUAAUCACCCGGAUGCCCCGAACAGCUCCUUCUGCUGGGAGAUCUGGCCCGAGUCGGUGGCCAGGCGCACGUACAAAGUGACCAUUCUGGUCAUUGGGUAUCUGUUACCUCUGCUUUUGAUCACAUGCUGCUACACCAAGGUGUUGUACCACCUUCAUAAAAAAAUAAAGAAUAUGUCCAAGAAAUCAGAACGUUCAAAGAGAAAGACAGCACAGACGGUGCUGCUGGUUGUCGCAGCUUUCCUCUUCUGUUGGAUGCCCCACCAUAUCAUUGCCAUGUGGGUGGAAUUUGGAGAUUUCCCCCUGAAUGAUGCCUCCUUUGCGUUUCGCAUCAUGUCGCACUGCUUGGCCUAUGGAAACUCCUGUGUCAACCCCAUUCUCUACGCCUUCCUCUCGGAGAACUUUCGGAAGGCCUGCCGGCAGGUCUUCACCUGCCGUCUCUUCUACUCACCCCCGCCGGUGAAGAAAAUAGCACGGAUCAGGAUGGAGAAUUUCUCCACCACACACUCCACCACCAACGUGUGAGAAGGGACUAAGCUCUGUGAAGCUGAAACUGAGCCGCUAUCGCACUUGCAAAUAUUCUCCAUUUCUUAUUCAGUUGCAGCCAAAUCCCUCAUUGCUAUUCAAACUAAAAAUACGGUGCAGUGUAUCUAUGACUUGUACAAACGCAGGCUGUAAAUUCAUCAGCGGAGCUAGGUAGCCUCGAGAGCCGAAAGCACUCUCAUCCUCAAGAUACAUUUUCAUGCUCAGAGCAGCCAAGAGAAAGUGACGCUCUGAUUAUUUAACUGAAAAACAUCCAUGUCGGUGUGGCUCAGUGAAUAGUGACUGCAGUGUUCAUUUUAUUUCCAGUGAGACUUCAUUUAUCUAUGCUAGUCUAUGAUAUGUGUGCUAUAAUUUGCUAACUGACUUGUUUACAUGGUUAAACGUGUUGUAUAAUGUGCAAUCUGCAGCCAUCAUUAAAAUAAAGGAAUGAACAUGGACAUUAACAUAACAUGGACAUUAACAUGGACAUUAUUAAUGCCUUUAAUAAUGUUUCUCACACCUCAGGCCAUGUCCACACACUAAUACGGAUACAUUUGAAAUCAGACAAGUUUUUUAUUUGUUUUGGCUUGCCGUCCUCACCGAAACCACUAAAAAUGAACUUUUUGGGGGGAAAAAAUAAAUAAAUUAGUAGCUUAGAUGAAAGGAAACAGAGAUGCUCAUGUCUGUCGUCUUGUGAUAGAUCCCUGAUUGUCACGUGAUCCAGAUCCAACACCCACAAAACAGAUGUUUAUUCCUUUUUUCUUUUUUUUUUAACAAUUAAACACAUCUGUGUAUAUAAACAGUACAUGCCAAUGGUGUACCUAUUGUAUAAUGAGUAUUUUUGUGAUUUCUCCAUCUUUUCUGGGGUACACUGCAUCAAACCAUGGAAAAUGUGCAAACUGCGCAAAUUUCCUGGUUCAGUUAGUGUACAUAAUUUGCAUACGACCCUAUCUUACUCAGAAAUAUGGAAGCCCUGAACCACAAAUGCUUAGUCAUUAUUUCAAAUUAAAAUCUAGUCUUUUUUUUUUGUUUUACUUCAUAACUCAUUAUUUCAAGUUGUUUCGAAUUUAAUAUCUCACUAGAUCAACGUAAUAACUCAUUUCAAGAUCUCAUUAUUAUGUCGAAACCCAUUCUUUCGGGAUGUUACGUCUUUGUUUUGGCUUUUAAUAACUCAUGAUGAUAUUAUGUUGUUAUUUUGUAACACCCCAGAAUCUAUUAAAUAAGGUUAGUUUAUUGAAUUCUUAU
Messenger RNA from Ictalurus punctatus (channel catfish), 2744 nucleotides. RefSeq names its product galanin receptor 1b (gene galr1b). The transcript is spliced from 3 exons. Gene Ontology annotation, biological process: G protein-coupled receptor signaling pathway. The record is from RefSeq and is a predicted model, not a curated record. The coding region runs from base 462 to 1502 and encodes 346 amino acids. Gene Ontology annotation, cellular component: membrane. Gene Ontology annotation, molecular function: G protein-coupled receptor activity. NCBI's taxonomy places the organism in Eukaryota, Metazoa, Chordata, Actinopteri, Siluriformes, Ictaluridae.